ACAAGAACAUGAAGAAGUGGUGAACUGCCCGUUAGCCUACUGCCGCUGUGCAAAAGUGAUUAUCAGUCAGCUAGCUGCUAUUAGCAGCUACCUACACUGAGCUGUCUACUCGGCGAGGGGAAAAACUUUACCACUAUUGAGACGUUUCCUCUAUUUAAACGUCUAUCGCUGGAUUAUAUUUUCUUUUUUGAAAGCCCAUGGAUAUGGCUACAUUGCGAUGUCGCACAUGCUGAUACAGAGGUAGGAGAAACUAGCUAACAUCUCCUAAAUUAGCUAGUCGGCGAGAAAUACACACAUAGCUGAGAGAGAAGAGUGGGCUAAGAGACCGGGCCCACCUCAGACUAAAGUACCGGUGGCAGCUGGUGAACAAGAACUUUGAUAAGGGCCUGUCUCCAACACCGCUGCCGGGACACUAGAAAGACCGACCGGCUGUUAGAGAAGUCGGACGAGGACACCGCGGAACGUUUCAGAGGGUUUGGUCUCGGUUGUGACACUUUUCUCCAAUAAGAGUGAGGAAGAGGAACGGUGUGGAAAUGUCCUGUGACAGUAACGCUGCGUGUGUGUGUCAUAUCCUUCAGCUGUGAAUUACUUCUCAAGACUUUAGUCCAACACUUGGUUUCAUCUGGGAGCAGUCAGACUUGACAAAGACAGUCAACAUGUCGAAAAUGCCAGCAAAGAAGAAAAGUUGUUUCCAGAUUACGAGUGUAACACAGGCUCAGGUGGCGGCCAGCAGCAUCACCGACGACACCGAGAGCCUGGACGAUCCAGACGAAUCCCGGACAGAGGACGCGUCAUCGGAAAUAUUUGACGUUUCUCGGGCUGACCUGGGGGUGUGUGAUAGGAGUUCAUCCGAGGAAACCCUAAACAAUGUAGGAGAGCCUCAGGAGGGCCAGCCGCCUACCACAGGUCCUGUCAACGGGGGACUCUCUUAUAAAAGUAUAGGCACCCCACAUAAUUUAGGAGGAAGUGUGCCUUUGCCAGUUCCAGCUCAGCCUUUUGUUCCAGGCUCAGCCAGUCAUCCUUUAACAGUCAUUAAUACGGCCCCUGCUGCCACCGUAGCCACCAGUGUGGCUCACAUAGCUCCUGUUAGCACCAGCUGUACUUCCCGUUUCAGGGUCAUUAAGCUUGACCAUGGAACUGGAGAGCCCUUUAGAAGGGGCAGGUGGACGUGCACUGAGUUCUAUGACAGAGAUUCAGAUUCAAAUGUUAAUCGGACUGUAGAUACCAUAAAGCCAAUUCUAACCCUUGAUCACAGUACAGACAGAGACAGUGGGCUAGGGGCCACCAGUGGUUUUGUGGUCACCAGCAGUAGUUUUUCUGUACAGGUUUUGGAGAACACAUCAGAAAGUGGUUACUCUGUCGGGCACCUGGCCCACUCCCAUCCUUCAGAGCCUCCGCAGCAGGGCUACAGCCUGGUUCCUCAGAUAGGGAGCGGAGCAAGUGCCUUCCAGCCCACAGGCUAUACAACUACAGUGUCACAACAACCAAAUACUGCUUCCCAAAGCUUCCUCGCUAACAGCCUCAAUGGUGUGCACCAAGCUGCCAUGCAGCAGACGUCUCACAGUAUGCCUCCUGUCACGCAGCCCCUGCAGUUUGCCUAUUCUGCUCAUAACACCGGCCUAUCAGCUGGCCAGCCAGACUAUCAUCAGCAGCACUUUGUGUCAAGCACUCAGAACCUUCCCAUGACGUCCAUUCCUGUGGGGCCUCCAACCAGCCAGAUACCCCCGCCUCUAAUAAUUCCUUCUGAGCCAGGAGCCCAGGGGCUGUGUGAAGAAGCAGCCUCAGCCCAGGGCCUCCUUCUACAAGUGGGCAAUGCAUCAGCCAUGGCCCUCAUCCUUCCAGGAAGUAUUCAACAGCAGCCUGUCAGCCAGCCUUCAGGAGGGUUGGGUGUUGCCCCUGCAUCUUCCAUCACCACCACCACCACCACCACCUCUCACAGUGGUGUCCAGAAUGUGCCAGCCACAGUGCCCAGUACCACCAACACACUUCCAGGUGUGUCAAAUCAGGCACCUGGCACAGGGGGACAUGUCCAGCCCCAAGGAGCCCAUGGAGGAGCCGCAGCAGGACUGCCUUCCAGCUUCAGCAACCAAGUUGAAGAUAUUGGGCACAAGCCUGAGGCCCUACCUCAGCCCAGUGCUGGUGUGGUGCCAGGGAAAGAUGGUGUAAAGCCUUUCAUCAGUGGGGGCCUGUUUGAUAUCCAUAUCACCAUGGAUGUGGAUGAGGACAGUGCAUCCGGUGCCAGCGUCGUCGCCAUUGAUAACAAAAUUGAGCAGGCAAUGGACUUGGUGAAAAGCCACCUGAUGUAUGCUGUUCGUGAGGAGGUGGAGGUGUUGAAGGAGCAGAUCAAGGAGCUGUACGAGAGGAACUCGCUGCUGGAGCGUGAGAACGCCGUGCUGAAGUCGCUGGCCAACUCGGAGCAGCUCAGCCAGCUGUCCAGUCAGCUUAAUCAGAGCAACAACACGUCGCCCCCGCUGCAGCAGCAAUACCCGUUUGUCACAAACACCCCCGCCUUGGCUCACCAUGAGGGAAAUCAGAGCAUCUCCCAUCAGCCCAACAUCAGCUCAGCGUGAUACCCCUUCCCCCGAUUCAUACGCUCACAUGCCCACCUCCUUUCAGACAGGAGUGGUAGAACCUGUUAGAAAGACAACAGUUACUACCGUCCCUUUAGCUCCAUAAAACAAAAGCCUCAGCUCUGCAUUCAGUGCACUCCAUUUGGGGAAAAAUCAACAACAGCAACAUCUGUUUGUCGCCGAGAGCCAUGCUUUAGUGUGUGCACACUGCCGGCACCGAGCCUCCUCGGUAUUAAGACAUUUAUCACCCAUUGAAAAGUCUUAUUCUGGCUCUGUGUUUGGCUGAAAAAGGAGGGGCGGGGGAGCUGGAGCACACCAUAAAACUGCAUGCUGUUCUUGUGCAGGAGAUGAGGUCAAACAGCACACAGAGCUCGAUUUGUUGGGGCAGCAAAGUGGUGGAAGAGGGUGGUGCCACUCUGCGAGGGGCCAGCGUAGUGACGAGGGUCCUGUAAAACACCCAGCAGGGGUGUCCUCCCGGUAUCCCCUCUCCACAUCACUCCGGGGCUGGAAAAGGCCAGAAAGCCGAGGGAAAAGAGGGGAAAAUGGUUCGUCCUCCCCGAGCAGAGGAAGACACCAGCAGGCACUUGGGCUUGUUAUUUGCUGCAACAAAGGCAUGUGUUGUUUUCUCAGAGCUACCAUACUUUGACAUGGAUCAUAAUACUUUUUCAUUAGUUCAAUUCUAGUAUUUGCAUUUAUUUAUUUCAUGGCUGCUAUUUUCAUUCAGUAAAUUAGCAAUGUAAUAGAAUACUUUCUAAAAACAAAAAGAACCCUUUCUCUUUGGUCCUUUGGUAUUUUAGAAACUGUCACGUAUUAAAUUUGUUAGCAACAAGUGGAGCUCAAUAUGUAGGCAUUAAGUUCCAUUAAUUUCUUCUUGUGAAAGAGUGCUGACACUAAAGCCAAGCUUACAUUAGGUGAAAUUCAGGUUGAAUGUAUAUUUUGUAAAGUAUUAAAGAUAAGGAGUGUUUGUGCAGAAGAACCUGUAAAGAUAUGAAACAUGUGAUGGAAUGUUUUGAAAAGAAAAUUAACUUUUUCUAGACUUUAUCAAAACAAAAAAUAUAAAUGAAUUGUGGAGGUUUGGUUGGGGAAAUGAAAAGCUGUGAAAAUUGUUCAACCUACUUUAUAACCAAAGAUGCAAAGCUGUGUAAGUCUCAUUUUUUUCCCUUCAUUUUUUUUAAAUGCACAUUUUUUUCUACACCCUCCUUUAUAUUUUGUUGCUGUUUUGCAUGUUCUGCAUGAGCUAUAAUCUGAUCACUGUCUUACCUCAUGUUUUUACCCAGCACUCUUAAUUUUCCAUCAACUUAUCAGUCUGUGAAUGAUAGAGAGGAUUUAUAAACGAGAAACGGAACGAUGGGGCAGAGAUGUUGCAGUAAGUUGUGGAGGGUAAGACUAGAAUAAGGAUUGGACAUAGAUGGAGGGAAGGGCCUUGUGCACAAAUUUAAAGGAGCCAUUUUUUUUUCUUUCCUAUGUUGAAUUCUAUAUGCAGAGGAGACGUUUAGUUACUUUGCAAAUUGUAAUGUAUUAAAUUUCAUUUGUAUUGUACUAACACUGCUUACGAAGAAAAUAUGGGACAACAUCCACACACAACAAAACAAACGAUGGAAACUAUUAAACAUUUCACAC
This is a messenger RNA of Monopterus albus (swamp eel), 4190 nucleotides long. RefSeq names its product TSC22 domain family 2 (gene tsc22d2). The transcript has 3 exons. NCBI's taxonomy places the organism in Eukaryota, Metazoa, Chordata, Actinopteri, Synbranchiformes, Synbranchidae. The record is from RefSeq and is a predicted model, not a curated record. The coding region runs from base 657 to 2570 and encodes 637 amino acids. Gene Ontology annotation, biological process: regulation of transcription by RNA polymerase II.